UAGAGUAGCCCCAGGUGAGUACUGAGCAGAAGGCAUCACAUAACCAGACCAACCAUGACCUACACUACACUGGCCGCUUGUCUCUUCUGCCUCCUGGCUCUUACUUCAGCUUGUUACAUCCAGAACUGCCCCAUUGGAGGAAAGAGAUCGGUGAUGGACAUCAUGGACAUUAGGAAGUGUAUCCCUUGUGGGCCGAGAAAUAAAGGACAUUGUUUUGGGCCAAACAUCUGCUGCGGGGAGGAACUGGGCUGCUACGUUGGCACCUCGGAGACUUUAAGAUGCCAAGAGGAGAACUACCUUCCCUCUCCGUGUGAGUCGGGGAGAAAACCAUGUGGGAACAAUGGAGGAAACUGUGCCGCCUCUGGAAUCUGCUGCAACCAUGAGAGCUGUACAAUGGACCCAGCGUGUGAACAGGACUCUGUGUUUUCCUAAAUGAUGUUCCUCAAAAGCAACCGGUUCCACAUCUACAUUGUAUGAAAAGACAAAACCCCAGGUCUCGGUCCAGGUGCAACUGUCACAUAUCCAUUUCCUAUUUAUAAAUGUACUGUCUGCAGAAUAAAUAACAAUAUAACACUG
Messenger RNA from Xenopus laevis (African clawed frog), 576 nucleotides. RefSeq names its product oxytocin/neurophysin I prepropeptide L homeolog (gene oxt.L). NCBI's taxonomy places the organism in Eukaryota, Metazoa, Chordata, Amphibia, Anura, Pipidae. The transcript is spliced from 3 exons. The coding region runs from base 55 to 432 and encodes 125 amino acids. Gene Ontology annotation, cellular component: extracellular region; secretory granule. Gene Ontology annotation, molecular function: neuropeptide hormone activity; neurohypophyseal hormone activity. The record is from RefSeq and is a predicted model, not a curated record.